GAUUAAGGUUUUGACUUCGUUUAAAUCGAACACAACAAACGCAUUUGCAAUAUUCCAUCUCUCUUCACUUUUUUCUGGCAUUUCUUUAUUCCUUCAACAUUCUUCGUUUCAUUCUUAGUGUCCAUUCACGUGUCGUCUAGUAUUGUUCUCUGUGUUGUUUGUUUUCUUUUUGUCGAAUAUUUCAAUCGUCAAGCGUUUCUAUCGAGAUGGCAACAGUUGUAUCAAAGGGAUCAUGCAAUUUGGACGCACUGAAAAGGAUCGUCUGCAAGUUCUUAAAAAAGGAUGUGGAAAUAACCAAUCCCUUGUUAGAACCAGCGGUUCCCAAAGGCGGCAAUUUCAUAUCAGAUGCCUGGAGACUGAGCUUUUUCCUGAAGUCAGAGGGCAUAACUACCUCAGACAGUGUGAUAGUGAAGGCGAAGCCAGCAAACGAGUCCCAGAACAAGCUCAUGCACACUGAAGUCGCUUUCAAAAACGAAAUUUUGGCUUACGAAACCAUCAUCCCAACUUUGAACAAAUACGUCUGCAGUCCCAUCCGUGUGCCUCAAUACCUCCAUGGGGACCUAACCAACAUCGUUCUGGAGGACAUGAGCAAGACCGGCUUCCAGACAGUCGAUAAGCAACUUGCUAUCGAAUGGAACCAAGUUUGGUCGCCCAUCCAGGAAAUCGCAAAGUUACACGCUUCCUCCAUCUGCAUGCAACACUUGGACAAGGCUGGUUUCGAGUCUCUGAAGAAUCAGAUAAUCGACAUCCCUCUUCCUGAAUCGUCCCCACUUGGCGAGAAGCAAGUUCACGUUUUGGACACCAUCCUGGGGGUCCUCAAGGAAAGAAGAGAAGAUAAGAAGUACAUCGAUCUGGUAGAGAGCUUGAAGGCAAACGCCUGGAGGGACCAGAAAGAAAUCGUCCAAAAAGACGUCCCGGUCCGUGUUAUCAACCACGGCAGUCUCUGGAUCAACAACGCCGUCUUCAGGAAAGACAUGGCGACGCUCCUAGAUUUGCAGCAUAUUGUCUACAGCACCCCAGCCAACGACCUCAGCUUCUUCAUGUAUGUCAAUUUGGAUCCCAAGUUCUUCACCAACAACAGAAAGGACCUACUGCGUUUCUACCUGUUGAGUUUACACUCGAACAUCACCGACAGGCUGGGUAUCGCCCAAUCUGCCGAAGUUAUCGAACCUUUGAACUACGACUGGAUUGAUAGGGAAUUCAGAAGGUGCAGCCUGUACGCUUACAUGAUGGCGCAAUGGAUCAUGCCUGUGUUUUACUGGAGCGACGUAGUCUUUGGACAACUGGAAGCUAAGGGAGGAUUCGAAAAAUUGUCAGUGCCAGAGAGGAUGUCGUAUCUCAGCUCAGAACAAAAAGACAGAAUUGUGAAGCUCACGAAACUUUUUGUUGAAGAAUCAUCCAAGAACUAAAGGAAACGUCCUUUGUGUUUGUUAGUUGUUUUUUGUUUUCUUUCGAAAUUUACUGUUUUCUGAUUUGAAAAUGAUCGAUAUUUCUAUGAAUUGAAAUAGAGAAGGAAAAUCGGAAUAAUCUUCCAGUUUAUAUUAUUGUUUUAUAAAACGCAUAAGUUUUAAAGUAAUAUAAGUUUUGUGAAGUCAUAAUUUCACAGAUAGUGUUCCUUCAAAUGUUUUAAUUGUUAUUGUUAGAGAAUGAGGCAAUAAAUCCAUGUUUUU
Coccinella septempunctata (seven-spotted ladybird) is the source of this 1670-nucleotide messenger RNA. RefSeq lists its product as uncharacterized. NCBI's taxonomy places the organism in Eukaryota, Metazoa, Arthropoda, Insecta, Coleoptera, Coccinellidae. The coding region runs from base 207 to 1409 and encodes 400 amino acids. The transcript has 4 exons. The record is from RefSeq and is a predicted model, not a curated record.